Messenger RNA from Cuscuta europaea, 1270 nucleotides. The record is from the annotation of a GenBank genome assembly. NCBI's taxonomy places the organism in Eukaryota, Viridiplantae, Streptophyta, Magnoliopsida, Solanales, Convolvulaceae.
AUUUGCAUGCAAUGGAGAAAAUAUCAAUCCCUACAUCAAUUCUUCUUCUUCUUGCUCCUCUUCUGCUGUGCCCAACCAGUGUCGUCUCCGACGACAACGUCCCGAUCCCUCCGACUAAGGAUCAGGUGAACACUUGGUUCACUGCCAACGUCCAACCCCUCGCAUCCAGAAAGGACCUCGAUCCCGACCUGGCCAAGGCCGAGGCCAACGUCUCCCACAUUAAGGUCAGUAGCGACGGAAAAGGGGAUUUCAAGACCAUUUCUGAUGCCAUCAACAGCGUUCCCGCCGGAAACACACAACGAGUUGUCAUUUCAUUGGCUGGCGGGACCUACAAGGAGAGAGUGAAGAUAGAAAGGAACAAGCCAUUCAUCACCUUGUACGGUGAUCCGGCUAAUCGGCCCACCAUAGUCUUUGAUAGCACGGCGGCUAAAGAUGGCACCGUGUACAGUGCCACUUUGUACGUUUUAUCGGAUUACUUCAGCGCGGUUAAUGUUGACAUUGUGAAUUCGGCUCCGAGGCCAGAUGGGAAAAAACCAGGGCAACAAGCAGUGGCUGUAACCCAGAGUGGCGACAAGGCCUCCUAUUACAACUGUAAGAUGAAAGGAUUUCAGGACACAUUUUGUGACGAUGCUGGAAAACAUUUCUUCAAAGAUUGCUAUAUAGAAGGAACAGUUGAUUUCAUAUUUGGCAAUGGCAAGUCUCUAUAUGUGAACACAGAGUUGCAUGUGAUAGAAGGGGACAAUAUGGCAGUGAUAACAGCACAAGCUAGGCACACCAAUGCUGAGGACACUGCAUACUCUUUCGCGCAUUGCACAGUUUCGGGGAACGGGACCGGAGGGUUGCUUGGGAGAGGAUGGAUGCCUUUCUCAAGGGUAAUCAUUUCAUAUACUGAAAUCGGCAAUUGCAUCAAACCAGAGGGGUGGAUGGGCAUGCGUGGAAAUCCUACCGAUGGAGGGACUACUUUCUUUGGGGAAUAUAAGAACACUGGACCAGGAUCUAAUAUGAACAUGCGGCCAAAGUUUGUAAGGAAGUUGACUGAUCCAGAAGUUAGACCAUACAUCACACUUGGUUUUGUAGAAGCAUCUAAGUGGCUCCUUCCCCCUACUAAAGUCUGAGUGUUGUAUGUAUAUGCAUGCAUGACCAUCCAUUUGCUACGUACAUGCUUUAUCAUUUGCAAAGAGGAAGAAAUGGUUUACGUAGGAUUGUGGUUAUUGAGUUGGGGUUCAUUUUAUUUAUUUAUAUCUUAACGUCCGGCCUCAAGUAAUGGCUC